This is a messenger RNA of Clonostachys solani, 1338 nucleotides long. The record is from the annotation of a GenBank genome assembly. Lineage: Eukaryota; Fungi; Ascomycota; Sordariomycetes; Hypocreales; Bionectriaceae.
AUGCCCAGCGAGAUGAUCCCCCAGCCAAGCAACUUUGCGCUCGAGCGCGUCAAGCCCAAGAAUGAGAGCCGCAGAGUCAUCAUCAGCAAUCUUCCAUCUGGUGUCAGCAUCGCCCAGGUUCUGAGGGGCGUCCGCGGCUUCGGUCCUGUCGUCAAGGUCUUUCUCAUCGACACGGCCAAGAUCGAAGGCCAAGGCACCAAGUCUGCCAGCAUUGAGUUCGUGUCUUCCAACUCUGCCGCAGCCUUCGCUUUCUCGGCCAAGUCGGACUUUUUUAUUGAGUAUGAGGACAACCAAACCCGCCGCACUGCUGACGUGUGGCUCGUCCCUGGCCGAACCCAAGGGGCCAAAUUCACUUCGGAAUCUGAAAAUGUCACUCGUUGCUUCAAAAUCGACAACUUCCCAGUUCACGCUGUCUGGUUCUUCAUUUGCGCCAUGGGCGGCGAGAAAGCAAUCGUACAUGCUGCCUACAAUCACAAGUGCGGAUCCGAGGCGCUCACUGUUGAGUUCGUCUCCUUAGCUCAUUCGACUCAAGCUUACCAGUGGCUCCAAAACAAGGAGUUUCCAUUCUAUGCUCCCUCCCCUGGAUCUCUCCAUUGGAUCGCAGAGGAUGAAACACGAUUGGGCUUGCCAAGCCCGAAUACUUCAUGCCACUCUCCCGAUGAUUCUUCCAAUUCAUUCUACAUUCCCACUUCUGAAUCAAUCGAUUGUUUCGCAGAGGAGUUCGCAGAGGAUGAGUUCGCAGAGGAUGAAACGGAAUCAGACUUGCCAAGCCCGAACACUGGCUGUCGCACUCCUCCCGAUUAUUCUCCCAGGCGCCAAUUCGUAGCAUAUAUUGCGCCGGAUCAGAUUACAAUCUCAUUUGACAAGGUCCCAUACAACGAGGACUGGCCGGACAUUGAGCAUCCCAUCAUGAGCUUGUACCAUCUCGAACCUCGUAGCAGAGAGGAGAUGGAAGAGGCGUGCAGGCAAGAGGUAGAGCUGAUGGCCGAGAACCUCACUUUGCGCCGCAGGGGUUGGAGUUGGCAGGCCACCUACGGGGGCUCGUGCAGACGGACCUCCUUCUGCUGGGAUACCAUCAUCUCAUCAAUGAGCAGCCCGCGACUGGAGGGCACCUGGAAGGUUUACUUCAGCGAACACCAAGAUUCCACCAUCGACCUGCAGAAAUGGGGGCACUACGCCCGCCUCGCUCAACACCGGCGGGAGCUGUGCGCGCAGCAGGGUUUGCCUGACGGGCAAAUCCCGAAGUGUCCUGCUGACUGCAAGUUUGGGUGUGUGGGAAUCAAGAUGACUCCCGUCUCCGAAGUGAUUCAACACUUCUUCGAAAAGGAAUGGAACUAG